Chara braunii is the source of this 2648-nucleotide messenger RNA. The record is from the annotation of a GenBank genome assembly. Lineage: Eukaryota; Viridiplantae; Streptophyta; Charophyceae; Charales; Characeae.
GCUAUCGAGUCCCUUGAAUGUACUCGGUGUUGUGUUGGCCCCUGCUCAAUCUUCUAGUGCGUUUGCGCUGGCGAAGCUCCAGAUAAGGAGCUUGUAGUGCGCUGGAGCCGGCGAAACGUCUGAUGAGGAAGCACUACGGGUACAUGCGUGCUGGCAGGCAGCCUCGAUGAUCGGCGAGAGAUCGCUGGCUGGUAGUUCGCAAAAGAGGGCGAGGAAGAAAGGAGAGGACUUUGUCCAGUCGUCGUGGGGCUCGUUACAUUACGCCUGAUUGUUGGGUCGAGAAUCACGUGGCCAAGUAGGGAUCCAGACAGACAUCAAGGUUAGUCAAGGACGGGAUCAGACUGCUCCGCAUGUGGAAAUAAGGCAGUCAUAGUCACAGGAACGGGGGCUUCCUGUCUUGUUUUGGGGUCCUGUAUAAGGGGUUAAGCAGGAUGUCUACUGUCUUCGCAAGCAUGAAUUGCCUCCAUUGUCAGAGUAACAUCGUCUCGAUAAAGUUCAACAACAGAUGUCAGAGUGGGCACUCUUUGGCAGUUACCAAGUAUUGCUGCAGUCACGACUCCAGAUUAUUGUCUUCGACACUUGUGGCAACGAAGAGCAGAGACAGGCAGUGGGCACGGCGAUUGGACAAACAGUCUCGUUUUCAUCGGGAGAGCAACAAUCGUGGGUGCAGGCUCCUUGCUGCACCUGUUGCUGCGUCCGGUAGCCCAGAGGAUGGCAAAAGUGGAAGCUCUUCUUGGGACAUAGGCAGAUUUGCAAAAACUGUGCUCUUCUUCAACAGCCCACCCUCCAUCAAUGAGGCGGUUUCGGCUUUGGUCAAAGCAAUUACUUCCAUUUUUCAACCGAAAGAUAUGGGAACAACAGGCGGUGCUGUUGAGGACAGGAAAAGGGACGGGUUGGUUAUGGUGGUUGGGGCAACAGGCGGUUUGGGAAGACGGGUUGUUCAGGCUCUGAAGAAGAAAGGCAUCCCUGUCCGAGCCUUGGUACGCGACAGGGAGAAAGCGGUGGAAAUACUGGGAAAUGACGUGGGACUGAUCAAAGGAAACACUCCAGAGGCAGUGGAUUACCGUGGGAUGGUCAAUUUGCUGGAUGCAGUUGGCUCAAAGCUAGGAUUACGGAAUGGCCUGCCACUCCUCACAAUCUCAGAGAAGGGCAUACCGUCAGGUCCGGCAUGGGGCGCUCUUGACGACGUUGUUAUGGGCGGUGUGAGCAAGAGCAAUUUCCAAAUCGACAUGACUGGGGGAGAAAAUGGCCAGCCAGUGGCCCUCUUCAAGGGUGAGGUUGUUUUGGACGAUGAGGUGAAGAGAAGUGCUGACCUCAAAUUUCAAAAUUUUGAAACUCUGCCGUGCUUGCAGAACUUUGAGCCUGUACUGGAUCUAUCGGCGUACGAGGGAAUCAUGAUUCGCCUAAAGGGAAAUGGAAAACGGUUUAAGUUUGUCAUCCGGACAGAUUCUGCCUGGGAUACAGUUUCUUAUCCCCAGAGCUUUGAUACACAACCUGGCGUCUGGCAAACUAUUGUUUACAGCAAGUUUGAGUACGAUGGAGCGCUCAAUCCGGCUUUCGAACCAGGGCCAUUUGAAAUUGCGUUGGAAAGCAUCCAAGCUUACCUAAAACAGCCAGUGACAUCAAGGUUUGUGCAUGUCGGUUCUUGUGGUGUGACAAGGCCGGGUCGCCCGGAUCUGGAGCCUGAGAAAGUUAUUCCAGCACUUCGGCUUAACGAAGCACUUGGAGGACUCUUGACGUACAAACUGAAGGGGGAAGAUGCAGUUCGAGCUAGCGGUAUUCCGUACACAAUAGUUCGACCUGUAGCCUUGACGAAUGAGCCCGGUGGAGCAGUAUUAGCCGUCGAUCAGGGCGACAACAUCAUUGGGAAAAUAUCGAGAAAUGAUGUCGCUGAUCUGUGUAUUGCAUGCCUGUCUGAGCCGGCUGCCGUUGACAAAACUUUUGAGGUGAAGAGCCUUGUGCCCGUCGAGACACCAUUUGAAGUCGAUCCUAGCGCUCCUCCGCCGGAAAGAGACUUUGCACCUUUACUGGCAACUUUGGUUGAAGGUGUGACUGGGAAGAUGGAGGAGACAGUCCAGAUGGAGGUGAAAGCUGGAGUUUAGUCUCAAGGAUCUCACCAAACUCCUAUCUAGUAUCUACCACCAUUCAUCAUAUUAUCGUCUCCCCUUUUAAGCUUGAUUUCCCUCUCCCCCCUUCACCAGGCUUAUGUACGUCUCCGAGUUCUCUCUGUGUGUGUGUGAGUUCUUUCAUCGCUUAGUCUUGCAGUCAGUACUCAAAAACGAUAUGCGACAAAUUGCCGACAAUUUAGAAUUCCCUGUCUAUUUAUGGCCAGAUGGACAAAUUGCCGACAUUUCCAAAGUCUCAGCUCCCCCAUCCGUUGUAUUAUGCCAUAUGGUGUUGUUGUUCUAAAAUUGUAAAUUGUAAAUUGUAGUUAUUAUAAAUUCCCUACAGAAUCUAUACGUUUCUCGGCCUUUUGGCUAAAAGUAGAUCGAGUGUAGUAUCUGUUAUCUGAUAUGUUUAAUAUCCGAUCCGUGGAAAAAAAAGUGUUUGAGCUGGUGUGUAAUUCCAAGUUGAUUGAUAAACAUCCAGUUUCAUCGGACUUUGAAGUUCGACACAGCCGUGCAUUUGAAUGAAAGGAAUAUGACAGU